AUGGUAGAGGAAAAACAACAAGUGGAAUGGGGAAAUGAAAAGUUAAUCAAAGCACAAAAUGCUAUCGACAAAAAUCCAUAUGAUUUGGAUUCUUGGAACAUUUUAUUAAGAGAAUCAAUGGUGAGAUGGAUUGGAGAAAUGAGACCAUUUUAUGAACAGUUAAUAUUAGCAUUUCCAACCUGUGGAAGAUUUUGGAAAAUUUACAUAGAACAAGAGAUGAAAGGUCGAAAUUUUGAAAAAGUUGAAAAGUUAUUCCAAAGAUGUUUAAUAAAAAUAUUACACAUUGAUCUCUGGAGGCUUUAUCUUCAAUAUAAAAUGGCACAGGCGUACGAUUUUGCAUUAAAUAAAAUCGGUAUGGAUAUUCAUUCGUUUCCAAUCUGGCACGAUUAUGUUAACUUUUUAAAAUCCGUUGAAGCUUUAGGUUCAUACGCUGAAAAUCAAAAAAUCACAGCCGUUAGAAAGGUAUAUCAAAAAGCAGUCGUUAAUCCAAUGCUACAAAUAGAGCAAAUAUGGAAAGAUUAUAUGCUGUUCGAGCAAAAUAUUAAUCCUAUAAUAGCGGAGAGGAUGGCGAUGGAAAGGUCGAGGGAUUACAUGAAUUCAAGAAGAGUAUCAAAAGAGUUUGAAUUGACGACGAGGGGAAUUAAUAGAAACGCUCCAAGCGUUCCUCCAACCGGUCAUCCCGAAGAAGUUAAACAGGUUGAACUUUGGAAAAAAUACAUAACGUGGGAAAGAUCGAAUCCACUCAGGUCGGAAGACACGACGUUGGUGACGAGAAGAGUCAUGUUUGCUUUCGAACAGUGUUUGUUAUGUUUAGGUCAUCAUGCGGAUUUUUGGUACGAAGCAGCUCAAUUUUUAGAGCAAAGUUCGGCAGUUUUAACGGAAAAGGGAGACGUCAACGCCGUUAAAAUAUUUUCCGACGAAGCGGCCAACAUAUACGAAAGAGCGAUAACCGGAGUGCUAAGCAAAAACAUGUUACUUUAUUUUGCAUAUGCAGAUUUCGAAGAGGGUAGACACAAAUACGAAAAAGUACAUCAAAUUUAUUCGAAAUUUUUAGACAUACCCGAAAUCGAUCCGACAUUGGCUUACGUACAAUACAUGAAAUUUGCAAGGCGAGCCGAAGGUAUUAAAAGUGCUCGUAUGGUAUUUAAAAGAGCGAGAGAAGAUUCGAGAUCAAAUUAUCACAUAUUUGUAGCGUCUGCUCUAAUGGAAUACUAUUGUAGCAAAGAUAAAAAUAUCGCAUUUAGGAUAUUCGAAUUGGGAUUGAAAAAAUUUGGCGACAAUCCGGAUUACGUUCGGAGUUACAUCGAUUAUUUAUCUCAUUUAAACGAGGAUAAUAACACGCGGGUUUUAUUCGAAAGAAUUUUAUCAUCGGGUUCGUUAGACGCUGAAAAAUCCGUGGAUAUUUGGAAUAGGUUUUUAGAAUUCGAGUCAAAUAUAGGAGAUUUGACGUCGAUUGUAAAAGUUGAAAAAAGACGGUGUGCCGUACUACAGGGAAUAAAAGAAUUCGAGGGAAAGGAAACGGCACAAUUAGUUGAUAGAUAUAAAUUUUUGGAUUUGUACCCGUGUUCGGCGGCAGAACUCAAGUCCAUAGGUUACAAUGAAGUCGCGAAAACGACGAGAGCAUUCCAUUCGGCGGGUCAUCAUAAUUUCAUAAGAGAUUCAGACGAUCAGAGAGAACUUCUCGCGAGACCCGAUUUCUCUCAAAUGAUACCCUUCAAACCUAAAAUAAACGUUUUACCCGGGGAUCACGUGGUACCCGGUGGUACUUUUCCAAUGCCUCCGGCAGCAGUACACUUAUGUUCAAUCAUUCCACCAGCUACGAAAUUUAUCGGACCAUUCGUUCACGUCGAAUACCUCAUGGAAGUGUUUAAUAGGAUUCAGCUUCCGGACAAAGCUCAACCACCGAACGGAGAAAACAAUAGUUCAGAUAUUAAAUUGUUCGAUUUAGCAAAAUCGGUUCACUGGCUCGUUGAAGAUGGAGUACCUAGUUUUAUGAGAAAAAAGCGAAAAACCCAAAGAAACGAAGAUUCCGAUGAUGAAGAUUUUGUCGCACCACCUAAAAACGAUAUAUACAGACUACGUCAACAAAAAAGAACUAAAUAA
Pediculus humanus corporis (human body louse) is the source of this 2103-nucleotide messenger RNA. RefSeq lists its product as uncharacterized. The coding region runs from base 1 to 2103 and encodes 700 amino acids. The transcript is spliced from 12 exons. Gene Ontology annotation, cellular component: nucleus. Lineage: Eukaryota; Metazoa; Arthropoda; Insecta; Psocodea; Pediculidae. The record is from RefSeq and is a predicted model, not a curated record. Gene Ontology annotation, molecular function: mRNA binding; protein binding. Gene Ontology annotation, biological process: mRNA 3'-end processing.